GUUUUUCUAGAUGUGGCAAUGGUUGCACAAUAUUAGCUUCCCGCAAUAGGAUACUUUGAUUUAAAAGCAAAUAGAAAUUUCCAAAGUUUAUCAAUCUAUUUUCUUUUUUAAGCUUCUACCUUUGCCUGCACUUGCACACGUUUCUGAGCACCCAAGAAGCUUCCAACAUGGGCUGUUCCCCUACUCAUUUUUCUGCCAUAGUUUUCAUUCUGUCUGUCCUUAAGGCCUAUGCCUCAGACAGCUACAUCGCAGCUGUAUAUGAGCACUGUGUUAUAUUGUCUGAGGAAACCAACCUACCAGUUUCUCCUGAAGAUGCUUUGGUGUUGAUGAACAAAAAUAUGGAUGUUUUGGAAACAGCCAUCAAAGCAGCAGCCCAGCAGGGAGCACACAUCAUUGUGACCCCUGAAGAUGGCGUUUAUGGCUGGGUCUUCACGAGAGAAACUAUUUACCCCUACCUGGAGGAUAUCCCGGAUCCACAGGUGAAUUGGAUUCCCUGUACUGAUCCUGAAAGGUUUGGUCCUGCCCCAGUGCAAAAACGACUCAGCUGCAUGGCAAGAAGCAACUCCAUCUAUGUGGUUGCUAAUAUUGGGGACAAGAAGCCCUGUAAUUCCAGCGAUCCCAAGUGUCCCAAAGAUGGUCGCUAUCAGUACAAUACUGAUGUUGUCUUUGAUUCAGAAGGGAAGCUGGUGGCACGUUACCAUAAGUACAACUUGUUCAUUACUGAAACAUAUUUUAAUUAUCCAGAGCCAGAGUAUGUGACUUUCAACACGUCCUUUGGAAACUUUGGUGUUUUCACUUGUGCAGACAUACUUUUCCAUGAUCCUGCUGUGGUCCUGGCAAGUAAAUUACAGGUGGAUACUGUGCUGUUCCCAACAGCUUGGGGGAAUACUUUGCCACUUUUGUCAGCUAUUCAAUUUCACUCUGCCUGGGCUAUGGGAAUGCGUGUCAACUUUCUUUCAGCAAAUACACGUAACUCCAGUGUGGAUAUGACAGGGAGUGGUAUAUAUGGACCAAAUGGACCCAUAGCAUACCAUUACAAUACAGAAACAGAGAAUGGUCAACUCCUUAUUGCACAACUGAACUCACGGCCUCAUCUCUCUCCCACCUACCCUCCUGCUGUCAACUGGAGCUCAUAUGCCACAAGCAUAAAACACUUCUCACCAACUGAUCAAGACUUCACCGGAGUCAUUUACUAUGAUCUGUUUACCUUCAUGGAGCUUACCAAGAUUGAAGGAAAUCAUACCGUUUGCCAGAAGGACCUCUGCUGCCAUUUGAGCUACCGAAUGGCAGAGAAGCGAGAGGAUGAAGUUUAUGUGCUAGGUGCGUUUAAUGGGCUCCACAUUGUUGAAGGCGAAUAUUAUUUGCAGAUAUGCACACUGCUGAAGUGUAAGAGCACAGAUUUAAAAACUUGUGGGCAGCCAGUGGCUACUGCUCAGACCAGGUUUGAGGCGUUCUCCCUCAGUGGCACAUUUGGCACUAGUUAUGUCUUUCCAGAAGUCUUGCUCAGUGGGGUUCAACUGGCGCCAGGAGAGUUUCAGAUAUUAAGUGAUGGGCGUCUGAUAAGCCAGAAUGGGACAUCCAAGCCGGUCUUGACAGUGGCACUCUUCGGGAGGUGGUAUGAGAAGGACCCACCACACCCACAGCAGGCUUCCCCAUAAUGUCACUAUUGAUGCCUUCUUAGAGUGUAACAUUUGCAUAACACUGAUGAAUGCUAAGUACUAUCAUUAUUUCUCCUCUUCUAAAAUCGUUCUGUAGUUUGCCUACAUUGGUUUGCUGUCAUGAUUCCAUUUCAACGCCACUGAAUAAGUCAGUGUCCAUCAGUCAUUGUCUUCACUGGCUGAUGGCCUCUGCUUGUGACAGGCCUGAUCCUGCUACCAUUUGGGUGAACUGAAAACUUGAUGCUUAAGGCUCAUGCCCUAUCUCAGCAGACAUUGGCCCAACCAGUAAAAUUUCCCUUUAGAGCCUGACUUCUUAAUACUCCAUAUAAUUUCUGUAGUAGUUGAAGUAAACAAUAGCAUAUCUGGGAUUUUGUUAGGUAUGUGUUAAAUGAGUCUUUAGAAAAAACAGAAGUUUAGGUAAAUAAUAAAUUAGAUUAAGUAUUAACAUCUUUCACAGAUUUGGAAAAUAACUAUGUUAAUAUAUUUUGCCAAAUAUACUAAUAUGACUUUCAAAUAAGUGUGCCUUUUAGUAGGUUAUCCCAUUACAAUAAAUUGCAAUUUCAAAAAGCUGAGUUUUCUAGAUGUGGCAUAUUUUUCCUAUGCAUUGUAUAUUAUGGGCACAUUUUUAAUAUCAUGCCCUUUUUAAAGAAAUGGAUUGUGUCAUGGAUU
Messenger RNA from Gavialis gangeticus (Gharial), 2327 nucleotides. RefSeq names its product pantetheinase-like. Bases 168 to 1658 code for a protein of 496 amino acids. The transcript is spliced from 7 exons. Lineage: Eukaryota; Metazoa; Chordata; Crocodylia; Gavialidae. Gene Ontology annotation, molecular function: hydrolase activity, acting on carbon-nitrogen (but not peptide) bonds, in linear amides. The record is from RefSeq and is a predicted model, not a curated record.